Bacillus rossius redtenbacheri is the source of this 2134-nucleotide messenger RNA. Its product is annotated as jerky protein homolog-like. Gene Ontology annotation, cellular component: nucleus. The coding region runs from base 319 to 1959 and encodes 546 amino acids. Gene Ontology annotation, molecular function: DNA binding. The record is from RefSeq and is a predicted model, not a curated record. The transcript has a single exon. Lineage: Eukaryota; Metazoa; Arthropoda; Insecta; Phasmatodea; Bacillidae.
UACUGAUAUUUCUCUAUACAGUAGAACUCCAAUUAUCCGAACUCCGACUAUCCGAAUCGCCGAUUAUCCGAAUCACAAACAAGUCUUGACUUGACUUGUCUUAACUUGCCGUUGUGCCUACACUGACUUCCCCCCGCGUGUGUAGGCACAACGGCAAGUUAAGACAAGUUCCGGCGCAUUGCAGUCACGGCGCACCUGUCAUUGUUUGUUUUGAUUAGCCAGUGUGCUAUUGACCUUGCUCGAGGACGCUACUCUUUCGCUACGGCUUACUUUUGUUUGUGCGUGUACAAUACGUAUGUACUGUAUUGUUUUUAUACCAUGGCUUCGAAAAGAAAACGUGUUGUGCUAUCGUUAGCGGACAAACUGAAAAUUAUAGAGCAACUCGAUAAAGGUGUAACGGGUAAGAAGUUGUCUGAGAUUUAUGGUGUUGGACAAGCAACAAUUUCUGACAUUAAAAACAGUAAGUCAACACUUUUAAACUUUGUUUCGGUGCUUGAAAAUGAAGAUGGAAGUUCCUCCAGGAAAACAAUGAAGACAGCAACCAACAAAAAUUUGGAAGAUGCCGUGUUUAAAUGGUUUUUGCAGCAACGUUCUAUGGGAAAUCCGAUUUCAGGUCCAAUCCUUUGUGAAAAAGCCAAAAUCUUAGCAGAAAAGCUUGGUUAUUCAUAUUUUAAGGCUAGUAACGGCUGGCUAAGGAAUUUUAAAUUCAGGCAUGGUGUACGCGAGUUAGAUUUGGCUGGUGAGAAGCUUUCAGCAGACUCUGCAGCUGCUGAAAAUUUUAUUGAAAAAUUUAAAACUGCAUCAGAAUCCUAUGAUCCGGAGUUUGUUUAUAAUGCCGAUGAAACUGGCCUUGUUUGGAAAGCAUUACCAAAAACCACUUUGGCUUCUAAAAGGGAAUCUAGUGCCCCUGGACAUAAGGUCAGUAAAGAACGUGUUACAGUGCUUAACUGUGCCAACUCCACUGGAAAUCAUAAACUGCCACUUCUUUUGAUAGGAAAAUCAAGAAAUCCAAGAGCAUUUAAAAACGUAAAAAAACUUCCACUCUUCUACAAAAGUCAACCCAAGGCCUGGAUGACUGCAGCUUUGUUUACCGAAUGGUAUGAUGAAGUGUUUAUUCCUGAAGUGAAAAAGCACCAAAAAUCGGUGGGAAAAGAAGGCAGUAAGGUGCUUUUAAUUGUUGAUAACGCACCCACUCAUCCUACAGCAGAACUGUUGGAAAGAGAGAAUGGGCAGUUUAAAACGACGUUUUUGCCUCCCAAUGUUACAAGUUUGCUGCAACCCAUGGACCAGUCUGUUAUUGAAACAAUGAAGCGCCAUUACAGAAGGCAACUGCUGAGAAAACUGCUGAUCGAAGGUGCUGAAGAUGAAGAAUUGGUUUUGGCAAAUCAUAGCAAAAUAAAUUUAAAGGACUGCUGUUACAUGGUAGCGGAAGCUUGGAGUUUGGUUACGGCACUGACGCUAAGACGUGCGUGGAAUAAACUGAAAGGCCUACCGUCUGAGAAGAACAAAAAAAAAGAAUCUGAAGAAAAUGAGAAACAAGAAUAUGGAGAGGAUGAUGAUGAUAAAGAUGCGUUGUCACUAGAGGAAAUAAGAAAAAUGAUUGUAAAAAUUCCUGGUUGUACAGAAGUAAGUGCUGAAGAUGUAGGAGAGUGGAUGGCUUGUGACACGUCUGACCCUGGUUUUCAAAUUCUCAAUGACGAUGAAAUUGUUGUAAGUGUGAGAGAAGAUGUUGAAGUGGAAGUGGAAGAAGAACUUUCUGCUGAUGUUGAAGUAGACGCUGGACCAUCAGCUAGUGAAGCAUUUGCCGGCCUCGAGACUGCUUUGAAGUGGAUGGAGCGUCAGCCCGAGUGUGACCACUUGCAACUGCUCACCGUCAAGCGAAUGCGUGACCUGGCUGCCCGAAAACGGUUGAAGACCGCAAAACAGCUUACAUUGACGGAGAUGUUUAAAAAACAAUGAUUUUUAUUUCUAAACUUGUACAUAAGUACAUUUUAUUUAUAUUUAAAACAUGUGAAAAUUUCAUGUUUCUUUCAUUUAAUUCAAUAAAAAAAUAGUGCAAUAUCAAAACGUAGCUUUUAUUCUCUCCAAUGGCAAUUUUUUUAAAAAAAAUCCGAUUAUCCGAAUGUUUGAUUAU